UAAAAACGUACUUUAAGGUCUUAUUGCCAAACCACAAAUCCAAAUUUGUAAAUGAUAUUGGUAAUAUUUCGGUCUUCGGGGCAAAAAUAUAUUUCUGAGUUGCGGAAGAAUAUUUACAAGUGAUGUCACCGUUGCUAACGGAAUUCCCUGGCCCUAGUGCCUUGUGUGUACAUGUGUUUAGUGCAGAGAUUCUGUGGGGCGCUAUGUGUCAUUGCGAUACACACGAAAGUUACGAUCAUGAGGAAUAAACAGCGGUGAAAAUACUUUCGUGUUUCCCUUUUCAGUUUUAGUAAAAAUUACAGAGUCCAGUUGAUGAAAUGGCCGGGUCCGUAAGUCUUCUGGAGCUGGUGGAUCUGUCGCUGGGGACCCCGGAAAUCGUGAAUUACAAGGGUUUGCGGACACUUUUGGUAGCGAUCGUAGAAAACUUGAAGCUCGGUGAUGUGCGGGCCGAACUCAAAGAGUCCGACCGGGCAGAGCUGCUGGCUUCGGCGGCGGCAGCAGCGGCCCCCGCCGCCCGACCCGGAAGUUCGGACAUCGGUAAAGGAGGCGUAGAAAAGAGCAAAAGCGACUUGAGUCGAGUGCACAGCGCUGCAUCUUCCACGAACAAGGAAGUUCAGGACUUGGAACACAAAGUGUCGAGGUUGGAAUCGCAGAUUGAGGCGCUGAAUUCACUGCCGUCCAACGAGAAUUUGAUGCAGCGGGCCCGAUCGACGGAAGGAAUGAAACCCAUGUCGGAGAUGUGGCAGUUGAUGCAGCUACAGAAGAAGGCAUCGGCAAACGAGGAUGGUGUAUCAAAGCUCAUGAGUAUGGUAGAAGACUUGUUAGGAGAGAUGUCAGCACUGAGGGAACACGUGGAUGGGUUCAGCAGCGAAAUAGCAAACCUAAAAGACAGACUAAACAAGAUUAGCGCUAAUGAGGAACGAUUCAAUGAGAGGCUACAAAAGCUGGAGAACUCCACAGCCAACAAGGACAAGAUGGACGAACUUCAGAAGAUCAUUAAUGAUUUGAACAACAAAAUGAACACUCUACCGCCGUUAGAUAUCAUUGUCACAUGGCCAGCUAUGGAGGACGCACUGAAGGGAAUACACAGAGAGCCUAUAUCGGUGUACGACCACGCUAUGCAGACUAUGGCUAUGACAGAUACUUCCAAUGUACAAACGAUGCCAACGAAAAGUUCAUAUUCACAAACCAGGACACCGAGUCCAGGUCCUCCAUCCAACCCCCCUUCCCGUCCAGGCUCAGCCGCCCAUCCCUCCAUGGAGAUACAACGCAUUCUGAAAGACAUCGGUGAACUGAAAGGAAAACAUGAUUCUGUGGAGAACAGAGUCAAAACGUUAGAGGAGCUGAUGAACAGCAAGUUGGACUUGGAUGAUGUCAAGAAACUGCUGGGUGAGAAGAAGGAUGUUCCAGAAGACUUGACAAGGAUGCUGGAGGAACUGAAGGAAGGACUGGACUCGCUCAAAGAGGGAAGAGACAAGAUGGACCAGCUCGACCGUUGGAUCAGUGAGCAAUCCCAGAUGGUCCCCGCCUCCCAGCGGGACGUCCAGCAGCUCAGGGACGAGCUGGCCCAAACCCAGGCCGACCUGGCUGCUGAUAUAGUAGCCAUGGCUAAAAACCUGCCUGUAGGGAGCACUGUGUCCACUGCCAGGUUUGACAGCAUGCACUCUCAGUUCCAAGACCAACUAGAGGGCCACUCGCAGGGCCUGAGCCAGGAGCUGGGCAAGCAGCUCGGCAAGGUCACUUCCCGAUUGGGACACCUUGAGUGGAGACUAGACAGCCAGGGCAAACAGCUUGAAGCCCAGGCGUCUAUGGGGAUGCUAGACUCCGCCCACAGGCUGCAUGAAGUAGAGCAGACACAGGGGUCGGGAGGGGAUUUGGAUAGUGAAGUAAUCACCAACAUGCAGAAGUUAAUUCUUCAGCUACAGGCCGAGGUGGAUAAACUCAACCACACGUGUGUGCAGCUUGUGGAUGAGCAUAACAGCAAACAGAAACAUAUCGAUGCACUGUACACUUUUGUUGACAGACUACAAGAGAACAAGGCUGACAAAGAGCAUGUCAUUAUGGAGAUCGAUGUGAAAGCAGACAAGCGAGCGCUGGAGAACAAAGUCAGCACCACGCAUUUCCAGGGAACGGUGGACGAACUGUCGCGCAAUCUCAACGACGUCCUGGAUAAACUGUCUGGCCAUCGCUCGGCAUGGCAGGAGGCCGUCAGCGAGAUGAAGCUAGACAUUGACAACAAGCUGGACCGGAUGGAACUGGAUCCCCUCAAGUCCUACCUAGAUAACCGCAUCAAGUCAGUAGGUGCUAAGCUGGUCCGUAAGGUGGAAGUGGACACCACGCAAGACGACGCGGCUGGAUUCAGAAAGCAACUGAUGCAGAAAUUCAACUGUAUCUCAUGUGACAGACCGCUGGACAUGACGCCGCAACCGCCCCUAGCAUCAUUACCUGAAUCCAAGGGCAUGCCCGGCACGAGGACAGGCCGGCCUUACACAACGUUUGAGUUGGAACAAAUCAGAGCAGCUCAGAAAAAGGCUAAGCCAGGCAGGAACGUUCUCCACUACGAUAAGGCUUUACAGGAACAAGAGUUAGCUAGGCAGCGUAAGCAGGACAUCAUGGCCUACCUGGUUCACUUCCACGGGGAGACAGACCGGCCGGCGUUCAUUAGGAACGUUCCCCAGCUCCACUUGCAACCAGACAGACACAGUGGGAAUGUUGACGUGCCUGACUACUUCUCAACCACUAGGAGCUGUGGAGGGAGUCACACUAUGACCUAUCCACACAGACGCAAUACACGCAUGGCAAACCUCACGGGGAUUGUACAGGAGGAGGAUGCAGUCAGCGUGAAUAAUUUUGUAAAUGGGAGCAGGCUUGAGGCAGACAUUCAGGGUCAAGAUGGUCACAUCUACAAAGGACGCAUAGGACCCACCGACUUAGAACGACUGCCGACCAUUGCACCGCAUAGACUGCCUUCAGCAAGGUCACCCCGCCCGACCAGCUCCCGGGCCAAUCGCCAUGACAACCAGCUCUCCAAAUCCACCCCGGAGCGUCAGGCCUCCCGGCCGACGUCGGCGCGCCCGCAGUCCCGCCUCCAACAGACGCGCCCGACCAGCGCGCGACCCCAGAGCGGGAGGUCACAGGGGUCACCGACCCCACCCCAGUCAUUGAACCCGGCCGAGGCUGACCCACGACCUACGACCCCGCCUAAUACUGUAGAGGUCACCGCGGGUCAAGACGAUUCAAGUCAGAACGUGAUUGCUGAGCCUGCAGAACAACCCAUCGAAGUCCAGUAAAAAUUAGGAUAUUGAUUGAUUUCUUGUGAAGUGCAUUGUUAUUUUAUAUGCAUGCAAUGAGUGAGUUGUGUGAAUGAUUGAAUGUUUCUGUUCCAGCUUGGUCUGUAUUCAUUGUGAAGGGGGGGGUUUAGAAAUUGCCAGUUUAAAACACAAAUUGAACAACUUCAUCUCUGCUUUACUAUGUUGGGGGGGGGUUAAACAAUGGUAAGUUCGUUUUGAGGGAUAUCACCCUGAAUACGUUUUGAAUUGUUGCAUCAUAUUCAUCUGAACCUAUUUCCUUCGUUUACAAAACAGUUUCGAUUUAGAAUGUUUCAAAUGCGAUCUUCCGCUGAGGAUUCAAUUUCUGUGUACAUAAUGGGUGAUGAAUCAAGUUAACCAAAAUUCAAAAAAAAAAUUGUGACUGUCCAAUAAAUCAGAUGCAUGUUACUAGUUACUUAUCGUUUUUAUUGGAAAUAGUUCCUUUCAAAUCUGGCCAGUUUGUCUUGAUAGCACACAGGUGAACUACACACAGAAAAUUAUCCCCAUGUUUUUGUCGUUUUAAAGAAGUAUUGUCGACUGUUACCCAUUUUCUAUUUUCAAACCUCUAUAAUACAAAUCGAAUGAGGGCAGAUUAAAAUUAUAGUUCUCAGCAGCAAGAAUAUGUAUGCAACAGGACUUAAAAUGCAUUUGGGUUAAAUAUUGUCCAUCAAUUAUUAAUAUUUUGGAUGAUAAUUAGUUCAGUACUUUGGAAAACCUGCAAUAGAUAGACAUGGAAGUUACAAUUUCACAAAACAGUGAAACAGGUUUCUGUAUACAUGAAGUUCCAUGGCAUGCACAAUAGUGCUUGACAUUUUGCCUGCCACAUCGAUAUCAGAAGCUAUAGGCUUUCCAGAGUUAAGCAAUUUGGAUACUAUCCAUAAAGUCACAUCUUUUUUGCAAAGUAUUUCUUUAAAAUCACUAUAAAACUUUUCAAACAGGGUUAUAAAAACUACAGCAAUAUGAUUUUUUUUAGCUACAGGUUAUUUUUAAGGGCAAAAUUACUUGCAUAGUUAAUUUUGUUGAUCUUAGAUUUGUCAAUCAAAUAUUUGAAAUAUUUCUAUACUGGCAACUUUGUUUUUCUGAAAUUCUAGUUCUCAGUAUUAUAUCAGACUUUGUGAUUCGUAGGCCACUUAUCUAACAAAGUAGAUCCAGUUGUAUUUGCACAUAAUUAACCCUGUCCAGGUACAAAUUAAAUAUUUAGAUUGGGAUAUAAAAAAAAAAAUUAACAAAAACAUAUGCCAAAUUAAAUUCCCAAAAUUUGUCUUGUUUAAAAAAAUAAAAACUAAGGGGACAUCUUAUUAAAGAAAUUUGAAAAGAAAAAAAAUAUUAGGAAAUUAAUGUUUGAAUAACAAAACAUUUAAUGAAACAAAUAAUUCAAAGGUGCCUAAAUCGACAUUUAAGAAGAAUAGAAAAUACAUGACAAAUUAUUUUAUUUAUUCUGCACUGAGUUUACAUACUGUAAUUUGUCAAAUGAAGCUUCAAAUUGAAAUGUCCUGCAUUCACAGGAGUAGCUGAAUCAUGCAAGAUGUGACUGUGUCUAUGUAAUGUGCAUUAUUUAGUUUUGUCUCUUUGUAAACCUUUGCAUAACUGAUAUCUUUGUAAAUUAGUCCCAAAGAAUGAGAGAUUUAUAGCAUAUUGUCGUGUACAUUUCUGAAUCCGUAUAGCACAUGCAGUUUCUGUGUAUAUAUAACCAAUUUGCAUGUUUAUUUAUGCAUUCCUGAAAGCACAUUUUGAUUUUAAUAAAAUAUAUGAAGAAAAUGAAA
This is a messenger RNA of Patiria miniata (bat star), 5071 nucleotides long. Its product is annotated as glutamine-rich protein 2-like. The record is from RefSeq and is a predicted model, not a curated record. Lineage: Eukaryota; Metazoa; Echinodermata; Asteroidea; Valvatida; Asterinidae. The coding region runs from base 318 to 3290 and encodes 990 amino acids. The transcript is spliced from 20 exons.